AUGACAUUCCAGGCCCAUAAUGUGAAAUGCAGGGUCCAGCAUCCACACCAUCCACUUCACACAUUUCAUCAGUCAGGAGAUUUCAUCAUUGGUGGCAUUGUUUCUCAUGGUGGCAUCCUCUCCAAUUCAGCAACAUUCACUGAAGAACCUCCAUCUGCAUUGCCUGAGGAGCUUGUUGUGGUGCCUAAAAGUUACCAGAACAUCCUGGCCUUGGCAUUUGCAGUGAAGAAGAUCAAUGAAAACCCUCAACUGUUACCCAAUCACACCCUGGGCUUCUAUAUCUAUGACAGCUAUGUUGAUGCAAGGAAGACGUAUCAUGCCACUAUGCUACUUUUAUCCACACUGGAGAAAUUUGUCCCCAACUACAUAUGUGAUAUCCAGAAUAAUUUAACAGCUGUCAUUGGUGGUCUUGAUUCUCAAAUCUCCCUUUAUGUGGCAACUAUAUUGGAUACCUAUAAGGUUCCACAGCUCCAUCACUUUCUGAGAGGUGUCUCAUUUAACAACAGUGCAGGGGACAAAGUUUCCUUCAACCAGAAUGGGGAGGUUGUAUUUGGCUUGGAUGUUAUCAACUGGAUUAUUUCCUCCAAUCAGUCCUUCCAUCGAGUAAGAGUUGGAAGGAUAGAUCCCCAGGCUCCUCCAGGUGAAGUGUUCACCAUUGAUGAAGAUACUAUAACAUGGCACAGCUGGUUUAACAAGACUCAGCCUCUUUCUGUCUGCACUGAGAGUUGCCAUCCAGGAUCAAGCAAGAAAGUGAAGGAGGGGGAGCCAUCUUGCUGCUACGAUUGCAUCCCAUGUCCAGAAGGGAAGUUUUCAGACCAGGAGGAUAUGAAUGACUGUAAUAAAUGCUCAGAUGAAAACUAUCCAAGCAAGAACCAGGAUGUAUGUAUUCCAAAGGAUAGAAGUUUCUUGUCUUAUGAAGACCCCUUGAGCAUCAGUUUAGUCUGUUUUGCUCUUUCCUUUUCUUUGAUCACAGCUCUGGUCCUGGGAACAUUUAGGAAGAACCACAACACUCCCAUAGUCAUAGCCAACAACCGGAACCUCACCUACACUCUCCUCAUCUCCCUCCUACUUUAUUUUCUUUGUGCUUUCCUGUUCAUUGGCCAACCUCAGAAGAUGACAUGUCUCCUCCGACAAACAACUUUUGCCAUCAUCUUUUCAGUGGCUGUUUCUUGUGUGCUGGCAAAAACCAUUACAGUGGUUCUGGCUUUCAUGGCCACCAAACCAGGAUCCAGGAUAAGGAAAUGGGUGAGGAAGAGGCUGGCCAACUCCAUUGUCAUUUCCUGCUCCCUCAUUCAAGCAGGCAUUUGUAGUCUGUGGCUGGCAACCUCUCCCCCAUUCCCAGAUGUAGACAGUUACUCAGUGGCAAAAGAAAUUAUACUAGAAUGUAAUGAGGGGUCUGUAAUGAUGUUUUGCUCUGUCCUGAGCUAUAUGGGCUUUCUGGCAAUUAUUAGUUUUGCUGUGGCUUUCCUUGCCAGGAAAUUACCCGACAGUUUCAAUGAAGCCAAGUUCAUCACUUUCAGCAUGUUGGUCUUUUGCAGUGUUUGGUUAUCCUUUAUUCCAUCCUACCUGAGCACUAAAGGGAAAUACAUGGUUGCUGUAGAGAUCUUCUCUAUCCUAGUUUCUGGUGCUGGGUUGCUGGUUUGCAUCUUUUCCCCCAGAUGUUAUAUUAUUUUGCUGAGGCCUGAGCUAAACAGCAAGGAACAGCUAAUAAAGAGACCUUAA
Messenger RNA from Rhineura floridana, 1722 nucleotides. RefSeq names its product vomeronasal type-2 receptor 26-like. Lineage: Eukaryota; Metazoa; Chordata; Lepidosauria; Squamata; Rhineuridae. Gene Ontology annotation, cellular component: membrane. The transcript has 5 exons. The record is from RefSeq and is a predicted model, not a curated record. Gene Ontology annotation, molecular function: G protein-coupled receptor activity. Gene Ontology annotation, biological process: G protein-coupled receptor signaling pathway. The coding region runs from base 1 to 1722 and encodes 573 amino acids.